CUAGCCGAGCGCGCAAAGCAGGUGCAGGCGAAUGAACGCGAGGCCGAGAUGUCGGGGGCCCUGCGGGAGCUGGCGCCGGCCGUCCUCCACUGCGGCGCCGCUGCGCUCCACGGGCCCAGCGGCGGCGUCAGGCACCUGCACUUCCGCAUGGUCAACAGCGCCAUGCCGUUGGAUCGGCGCGUGCGGUUGCUGCGCGACGACAGCCAGGGCAAGCGGCGCGUUUUCCUCCUGGCGGUGCGGAGCUUCGCCCAGGCUGCUGGGCGCGGCGUCUAUAUGUCCGACCUGAAGCUGGAUAACUUGGCCUGGGAUUCCGAAGGGGAGCGCGUUCUCUUCCUGGACGCGGGCGCCUUCCGCCUGACGGGCGCGCGCAAUUUUCCGAGAAAGAGGCAGCUACAGAGCUCCUUGGCCGCAGCCGAGAUUUGUCUUGAUUGCCAGACGCUGCUGGAGCUCCACAACCUGCUGUCGCACGGGGAGGACCCUGACAUUGUGGCACGUCGGGUUGCCAAUGCGCUGAGCCGCGGCUUUCGGCUCGGCUCGGCGCCCGCCCAUCUGAACCUGUGGGCGCCGCCCUCGCCCCCCGCGGCGGACGAGGACCUGCGCGAUGAGCGUGAGCGGCGGCGGCCGCGCCGCUACACCACCAAGACCAGUCGCGCCGUGGCCUGCGCCGCUGGCGUGGCCGCCGCAGGCGGCGCCAAAG
Molecule: messenger RNA, 697 nt
Organism: Prorocentrum cordatum
Lineage: Eukaryota; Dinophyceae; Prorocentrales; Prorocentraceae
Source: the annotation of a GenBank genome assembly